CAACUCUUUAUUAUGGGUUAUUCGGUAAACCUCGGUUGGUUUAAUAUCGACUGAGGUAUGCUGAAUGUUCUGGCCUGAAAGGGAACCAGUUAACAAGACGACCAGUUGACAACAUUUUAGCCUUCAGUAUGGAUGCUGCGAGGCAAGAAAGUAUUUUGAAGAAGCGGUUGCAGGUCUUUCUAACAGAAUUACUGAAAUUUGGCACCAUCAAAGGAUUCAAGAACUUUGCCAUGUACCUGCGAGGAAGAGAAGAAUUAGUUAUAAGUGUUUUAAAUGAACCCAAAUCCUCCCAGUACAUUCACACUCUAGAGCAUGUAAAAUCAGCCUCCACAUUUAAAGAUCCCAACCGAAGUGGCAGCCUAACAUCAAACAAUCUGCCAUAUGAUAAGAGGUCUUUGUUAAUAUCCAUGAGAUCUCAGAUGAAUCUGACUACAGCAGCGGUUCCUAAGGGAGUGGGCUUACCUCCUGCCUCACCAAGUGACUCCGAGACACAGCCUGGAGAUGAGACAUCGACACUGUUCUUGAUAGCAGGCUAUGCAAGGUACAGCUGUCCUUAUGUAUGGAUUCGCUCCAAUCACCAACGCCUGGUCAAACUGAUGGGCGAGGUAGAGACAGAAAAAGACAGCCCUCUUCGUUUAAAAUCCACUGCUUCUUGGAAAGACAGAAAUGUGACCUUGUAUGACAUAAUUGCUGAACUAGUGAAGCUCAACACAUACCCUGCCCCACAAAAUCCAUAUGAGCUGGAUAUGGAAUACUUCUCAUCGUUACCUCCAGCAGAACGAGUGCUGGAAACGGCGGCCAUGAUACAAACACUGAAGAAUGUCUUCCUUAACACCUCUGAUGACAAGCCAUACACAGGAUACGUUUUGGAAGAUUUACAGAUGUUGAUGAAAAUGCAUUUUACAACUUUGAAAAAGCUUGCACAGGAAGGAGAGCUAUCCAUUGUGAAACAAAACCAAAAGCAGAAAUCUCAUCCAAGUUCAAGACCAAUGAGAACUGGUUACUCGUCACAAAAAUAUGGCCAGGCGCCGUCUAGUCUAAACCAAGCUCCAGACAACUAUUACGCAGCUUCGAAACAAAGUUACACUUACUCUGGAUACUAGUCCUCUUUAUUUGACAAUUUUCCGUCAGUGUAGUAACUUGACACAGAGUAGAAUUUUACAAAGGUGUUUGUGUUCACUGUGCAGUUGAAAGACUCAACAGAUUCAUCUGUCAUACAUAUUCUGUAGAGCUUUAAAGUGUUGCAGGGUAGUUUGUUGCAAUUUAAAGACUGAACAAAAUCAUCCCUCUUACAUAUGUGUACUGUUCAGUUAUAAGAUGUUACACAAAGACUUCAGUGGAGGGGGGGGGGGGGGGUAUUGGUAAAAGUAACUAAUUAAUAGUUGAUCCUUAACUUGAAGAUUCAAAAUGUAUGCUCAUGCAUGGCUAGCAUGCUAUUUAUACAUGUAUCAGAGCACCAGUGUAAAAGGAGUUGAUUUUUAAUGAUUAUUAUUUAUUUUAAAAUCAAAGAUAUGUUAUUUUGCAUGGCAAUUAGUUUCCUAUAUGUAUUUGAUUUAUGCAUUUUUUUUAUAAUAUGAAUUCUCCCACAAGAACUUCGUGAACACCAAAUAUGAAUCAUAUUGUGUAAUAUUCAAAGAACUAAUUCCAUGAAACUAUGUAUCAAUAAUCGAAAUCAGUAUCAGUAAUCGAAAUAGUUCUGAGAAAUUGUAUGGAUCCAAGCAAUAUUGAACUCUAGUCUUGUUCAACCAGACUCUCGGCUGUCUCCAUUAAUCUCUGACAAGCAAGAGAGACUCCGCUUGUCGGAGAUUUACGGAGACAGCCGAGCGCCUGGUUGAAUGAGACUAUAUCGAACUCUGGCGUAGGAAUACGUAAAAUGUACGACUACAAAAAAUAUCUGAAAUGUUUUUACCAAAUAAAAUCUAACUUUUUACAAGGUAUCUAUGAAUAAGUUUCCUUGAAAAAUAAUGCUUUAGAACACAUUUACAUAGAAUUUAUUGAUUAGAACUUAAUGUUGUCAGCGGUGUUGAUUUGUGCUUAGGUCCAAACACUGUUUCACUCCCAGUUUGCCUGAGUAAGUGCAUAGGAGAGUUGAUUAAAAUCAACUCCCAAAAAGCUACAUAUAUACGUCAUUAGGUAAGCUUAGAUCAAGGAUUUAUUAAAGAAUUAAGUUGACUCUUGACUCAUAUAACAUUUUCUUUUAAAA
Messenger RNA from Magallana angulata, 2203 nucleotides. RefSeq lists its product as uncharacterized. NCBI's taxonomy places the organism in Eukaryota, Metazoa, Mollusca, Bivalvia, Ostreida, Ostreidae. The transcript is spliced from 7 exons. The record is from RefSeq and is a predicted model, not a curated record. The coding region runs from base 129 to 1103 and encodes 324 amino acids.